AUGCCACUACCAACCCUCGCGCUCCGGCACAUGCAAGUGACGCCCAACUACAUGAAAUCCCUCGUCACCGCGCACGACUCCGCGCAGACGGCGUUCAAGGACAAAGCGGCCAACGCCAAGGACGCGGGUGCGACGGAGUUCAAGGUGGAAGUCCGCACGAUAUACGGCAAGACCGCCCUCCUCACCUACGACAACGGCCCGGGGCCCGUCGACGCCGUCCAGGGCAGCCCAACCUGCGGCACCGUCACGCUCGACUCCUUCAUGGGCCCGCUCUUCAACCUCGGUGGCACCACCGCGCUGGGCGACGCCCGCAAGAUCGGGCAGUACGGGGUCGGGGCCAUCACGGGGCCACUCCGGAUCGGCAAGGACGUGCUCGUCGCCACGCGCAGCGCCGACUACCUCUACUGCGCGCUGCUCUCCUCGUCUCUCAUCGCGGAGGAGCAGACCGACGGCAUCCUGCUUCCGUACCUCGUCUACAGCUUCGCCGAGGGCGUGUGGUACGAGAACGUGCCGGGCUCCUCCUUUGGCUUCUUCGACCGCUUCACCGCCUUUGGCACCGACCUCGGCCGCCCCGACCUCGACAAGCUCCUCGAGGUGUGCAUGGAGCUCCUGCCCGCUGUCGGCGGGCUGCUUCACGUCAUCUCCAACCUCGCCGACGAGAUCGACGUGGGCAAGGAGCGGGGCGACAUCAUGAUGCCCAAGCUGGCGCACGAGUUUGACACCAGCCUCUCGCGCUACCUCUCCUACGCCUUCUACAAGUCCGGCGCCGGCGACGACAGCGACUUCAAGAUCACCAUCAAGGGCAGGGCCGCCUCGCACCGCUCCGAGGCGGGCAAGGGGCCGUUCCGCGAGACGAUGCUCAAGUGCAAGAGGACGCUUCCGCCGUACAAGGCGCACGGCACGUGCCCGAACACGCUGCCCAUCGAGGCGGACGUGGUCGUCGGCUUCACCACCAAGGAGAACGUCGGCACGAGCUCCAAUGUCGACGAGCUGCCGAUGGGCCUCUGCAUCUCCAUCAACGGCGUGAUGGUCACGAUGUUCGAGCUACUGCCGAAGCAGGCGAACGGCUUUCGCAGCCACGCCUCGGUUGCCGACAAGGUCCGCACCUACUGGCACGGCCUGGUGGUGCUCGUCAAGCUCAAGCUCGCGGACGACAACAAGCUCGAGGACUACGGCCUGCUCAUCAACCAGCGCAAGGACGGCUUCCAGGAGAACAAGGCGUUCACCAAGCUCAAGGCCGCCAUCCUGUCCAAGGUGCUUCAGCAGUACAUCCCCAACGUCGACUUUGAGCGGCUCGUGCCGACGCCGCUCUUGCUGGCCGGCCCUCGCUUCGGGUCCUCCGAGGAGGCGGUCCGCCACGUCAGCUGCGCCCGGUGGCCGAGCAAUCGGCCUCCCGCGCCGGGGCAGUCUUCCGCGCCCUACAAGAAGGCGGCGCUGGCGAUCCUCGGGCUGGGCGAGUCGUGGACCGAGCAGGACGCCAAGAAGGCGUUCCUGUUGUGCGACCGCGCGUUGUAA
Emiliania huxleyi CCMP1516 is the source of this 1515-nucleotide messenger RNA. RefSeq lists its product as hypothetical. Bases 1 to 1515 code for a protein of 504 amino acids. Lineage: Eukaryota; Haptophyta; Isochrysidales; Noelaerhabdaceae. The record is from RefSeq and is a predicted model, not a curated record. Gene Ontology annotation, molecular function: ATP hydrolysis activity. The transcript is spliced from 2 exons. Gene Ontology annotation, cellular component: nucleus.